Dendrobium catenatum is the source of this 1743-nucleotide messenger RNA. Its product is annotated as cytochrome P450 81E8. Lineage: Eukaryota; Viridiplantae; Streptophyta; Magnoliopsida; Asparagales; Orchidaceae. Gene Ontology annotation, molecular function: heme binding; iron ion binding; oxidoreductase activity, acting on paired donors, with incorporation or reduction of molecular oxygen. The record is from RefSeq and is a predicted model, not a curated record. The coding region runs from base 38 to 1600 and encodes 520 amino acids. The transcript has 3 exons.
CGAUUCCCAUACAGAACCCCUUCUUCCUCCUCCCGCCAUGGACGCCAUGAAGAUCCUCACCAGCUUAGCUCUCUUCCUCUCCUUCCUCCUCGUAAUCAAACUCUUCAUAACCAACAAGAACAAGAAGAGGGAGAAGAAGAAGCCGCCUCCAAGCCCUCCUAAUUCGUUUCCCAUCCUCGGCCACCUCCACCUUCUCCAGAAACCCCUCCACCAAUCUCUUGCAAGUCUCUCCACCCAGCACGGCCCGAUCCUCCUCCUACGCUUCGGAAACCAUCCCGCCCUCAUCGUCUCCUCCGCCUCCAUCGCCAAUGAAUGCUUCACCACCAACGACAUCGCACUCGCAGACCGCCCUCAUUUCCCUUCCAUGGCCGUCAUAACCUACAACCACACCAGCCUCCCCUUCGCCGCAUACGGACCCCACUGGCGCGAAAUGCGCCGAAUCGCCACCGUCGAAGCUCUUUCGGGCCCCCGCCUCGCCUUCUUCUCCGAUAUUCGGGCGGACGAGGCUCGAUCCCUGGCCCGAAGCCUCUUCCAUUCCUCGGGGAAAGUGGAGAUCAGUUCAAGCUUGUUCGGGCUUGCAAUGAAUGUCAUGAUGAGGAUUAUAGCAGGGAAGAGGUAUUAUGGGGAGAAAGGUGAAAAGGAGGAGGCGCAUAAUUUCAAGGACGUGAUAGAGAAGAUCUUCUCGCUUACCGGCGCGAACAACGUCGGAGACUUUUUGCCGGCGGCGAUCGGGUGGUUUGCACGUCGAGAAGUGGAUAAAAAGUUGGCGAGAUAUCACAAGUACAGGGAUGAAAUUGUUCAGUCACUUAUAGAAGAGCACAAGAUGAGAAGAAGAGAAGAGGAGGAAGAAGAAGAAAAAGAAGGGGGAUUGAAGCAGAAGCAGAAAAUUCAUAAAACCAUGAUUGAUGCUCUGCUCUCUUUACAGGACGAACAGCCGGAGCAGUACACUGAUGUCUUCAUUAAAUCGCUUAUUAAUAGCUUAAUCGCAGCGGGCACAGACACUUCAUCAAACACAAUAGAAUGGUCGAUGUCUCUCUUACUAAACAAUCCCGACAAAUUAGAGAAGGCGAGGCAAGAGAUCGAUGACCAAAUCGGACAUGAUCGCCUCCUCGAAGAAUCAGAUCUCAUCAAACUUCCAUACCUCCACUGCAUCAUCAACGAAACCUUCCGUCUGUAUCCCGUCGCCCCUCUCCUCAUCCCUCACGUAGCAAGAGAGGACUGCGAGAUCGGAGGCUACGCCGUGGACCGAGGAACUCUGCUCUUAGUAAAUGUUCAUAAAAUCCAUAGAGAUCCUGCGAUUUGGUCUGAACCGACCAAAUUUCUCCCCGAAAGAUUUCAAAAUGCGAAGGAAGAAGAAGGGUCGAAGAUGACGAUGAUGCCAUUUGGGAUGGGGAGGAGGAGAUGUCCGGGAGAAGGGCUUGCAUUGAAGGAGAUUGGAUUAGUGUUGGGGAUUCUAAUCCAAUGCUUUGAGUGGAAGAGGAUUGGAGCAGAAGAGGUGGACAUGACGGAAGGGUCAGGACUUACAAUGCCGAGAGCUAAGCAUCUUGAAGCUCUGUGCAGGCCACAUCAAUAUAUGAUGAAUGUGUUGUCUCAGAUAUGACUUUUUAGUUCAACUUUAUGGUGAGAUUAAUAAGAAUAAAAAGUAUUUUGCUUGAUUUGUUUUAUUAUGUUUGUGAGAAAAGGAUUAUGUAAGCUUUUAGACUGUACUAUGGAGAAAUAAAAUUUUAAAAAUUAUAUACUUCA